This is a messenger RNA of Cylicocyclus nassatus, 436 nucleotides long. The record is from the annotation of a GenBank genome assembly. Lineage: Eukaryota; Metazoa; Nematoda; Chromadorea; Rhabditida; Strongylidae.
GUUACCAGACAUGAAGAACACGCCUUCGAGGAAUAUUAUUGCGAUAUUGACUAUUGUGAAAAGUAACUCUGACAGAGCCCGUUACAAGACAGCAAUGGAUUCGAUGGAGUGUUACGCUCUCCAGAACAACUACACAUAUUUGCAACUUUAUGGCGAAAAUUUCAAGACCAUAUGUGAACAAAACGAUAUUCACUUCCAACGCCACUGCAUCGUUGCUCAUAUCCUCAAAAUUCACCACUACCGUUGGGUGCUGCUAUUAAAUGCCGACGUUGGUGUCGUUAACGAGAAACGGCAAGAGCUUUUUUUCACGCUUCUUGAUACCACAUUUCUCUUUCUUCCAGAAGAUUGGAGGAGUAUAUCAAAGAAGAAGCCGACAUCAUUCUUUACGACAGAUUUCUCGUUUUCAAGUGGCGGCAGGUUUAUAGCCCUCUUAUAA